Molecule: messenger RNA, 1234 nt
Organism: Theobroma umbraticum
Lineage: Eukaryota; Viridiplantae; Streptophyta; Magnoliopsida; Malvales; Malvaceae
Source: RefSeq, a predicted model, not a curated record
AUGGCUUCGAAGGUCACAGCAUCAACCGCUCUAUUUCUCUCCUUCAACCUUCUCUUCUUGGUCUUUUCCGUUAGCUGUCACAAUGUUGAUGACCCAUCGAAUAACGAUGGUACAAUCAACCCUCAUGAUUCAUCAAAUGGAGUCGGAGAAAUUUUAGACGGUUUAUUAAAUGGGGAUUCAUCAAAUGGAAAGGGAUUGAUAAACUUCGAUGAUUUAUCAAAUGGAAGUGGAGAUAAUUCCAAUGAUAAUUCAAAGGAUUCUGCAACAAGUUCCGAAAAUCCUGUUGUUAACCUUGCAGCAGCAGCCAUGGCUCUUGGUGCCCUCAACCAGCAGGGCAAGUCCACUUGUAAUCCCCUGAACCUGGGUGUCUGUGCUAAUUUACUGGAUGGUUUGGUGAAGGUGGACCUUGGUAACGUACCAACCAAACCAUGCUGCACCCUCAUUCGAGGCUUGGCUGAUCUUGAAGCUGCUGUUUGUCUUUGCACUGCCAUCAAAGCGAAUGUCCUAGGCAUAAUUAAACUCGAUCUUCCAAUUUCAUUGAGCGUCUUACUCAAUAACUGUGGAAGAGAGGCUGGAGUAUCGACUGCCCUCGUUGUCUCCCUCAACCUCCUUUUCUUUGCUUUGGUCAGCUCCCGCAAUGUGAACUAUCAACCUGCAGAGUCCAAUGGUUCACCAAACUCCGAUGAUUCGUCACCAGGAGUUGGAGAAAUUUUACGUGAUGUAUUAAAUGGGGAUUCAUCAAACGGGAAGGGAUUAUCAAACUUCAACGAUUUAUCAAAUGGAAGUGGAGAUAACUCCAAUGAUAAUUCAAAAGAUUCCACGACAAAUUCCGGAAAACCGGUCGAUAUCCUUCCAGCAGCAGCCAUGAUCCUUGGUGCCCUCAACCAGCAGGGCAAGUCCACUUGCAACCCCCUGAAACUAGGUGUCUGUGCUAAUCUGCUGAAUGGUUUGGUGAAAGUUGAGCUUGGUGACGUACCAACCCAACCAUGCUGCACGCUCAUUGAAGGCUUGGCUGAUCUCGAAGCUGCUGUUUGCCUUUGCACUGCCAUCAAAGCCAAAGUCCUGGGCAUUGACCUCAACCUUCCAAUAUCAUUGAGCGUCCUACUCAAUAACUGUGGAAGGCCGGUCUCCUCUGACUUCCAGUGCACCCCAUAAUUUUUAUUUUUCUUUUUCAAGUACUCAAAUAAUGUUUGAUUGAUCUUCCUUCCUUUUUCUUUCAUCCAUCUUUGAUUUG